UGUUAAACCAUUUAAAGGAACGGCGCAGAUGAAAAGUAUAUUUGCACAAUUUACUACAACUUGUGCCACAACCAGAUGAGAUGUUUGCUUCUAUAGUUUUGGAAUUGUACAAGAAAGCUGGAAAAUAUGCAGAGGGUAAUAUGUAUUAUCAUUUAAUAAAGAUAAGCAUGCGCAACAUAGUGUCAUUUGCAACAAGUAGAUAUAAGUUUAGAUGUAUUUAAGGACAAUAUUUUUGAUUGAGAUAGAUUCCUGGUUAACUGGUUACUCCAUUUUCUUUCUUUCUUUCUUUCUUUUCUUUUUUUUGGUCAAACUAUUCCUAUAACACAAAUCCUUAAUUACUACGCGUGUGAAAUAUCUUUUCUUAUCUACUCAAUGUUUUUUCAGUAGCGAACACUUUCCAGACCCCCACUGACCUGCUCAGUAUCAUACAGAAGGACAGACACGGACCAUCCACCCAGAUCCUGCAGCAGACGGACUUUCCCUCAGGGGCCUACAUGCCUAAAGUACAGCUGCCCUACAGCUGCUCGCGUGGCCAGUGGCCCCGCAAAAUCCAGAUCGAGAAGCAGAGACGGGAGUAUCUGACAUUAGACAUCGCCCAGCUUCUGGCUGACCUUGGCAUUGAUUCUAGUCAGCUUGUAACCAGAACCAUGAGCAGUGAGGAUCAACCAGAGAGCUCCUGCGUGUCUACCUCUAAAACCCCCAGCCCACCAGUUGUUAACUACCUGCCCCUGGAGAUAUUUGAUAACGAGGAGUUUGAUUGCCGCACACCUGAGGACUGGCUGGCUCUGGGCUGUGAGCAGGGCUCGAGUGACCAAAAACCUGUUCCUGCCAAAGCUUUUCUGCCGACACACGAUACCGUGUCAGCUGAGGAGCAGAAGAAGAGCACUCCAGAGUAUACGUGGCAGUCUGUCGGGGUUCUAGAUUACAGCCCGGAGAAGAAGCAGUACAUGGUGCAAAAAGCAGAUCAGAACGGCUGUGUGAGAGACAGCAAGGGCAAACCUGUUGUGGGUGGAGCACAAAGCAAUAAAGGCCCUCUGCUGUCGAACCAGUAUUGGGUUCCACGGAUCCGGCUGCAGUUCUGUGCUGAGGACCCGCGUAUCUUUGCUCAGAGGGUCCAGUUUGCCUACAGAGCCAGGCACAACACUGAGGCUCUGCUGCUCUACCAUCUCUCUGUGGACUGCAUGCCAGUCUGGAGCGGGACCCCCACACUGCACUCCACCACCCUCCAACACAUCAAAACCCUCACCAUCAGCACCCCAGGACUCCGAUUCCCACUUCUGCAGCAGUGCAUGGAAAAUCUAGAGAAAGAGGUUCACCUGGAGUAUGGCCGCACCAUGAACCGAAUGACCUUUGAUAAGCUUGUGCAGGCCAACCCUAAAGAGUUCUCCUACAUCACACUGCCUGAGAAAGAACCAGAGAGAGUUCCCAAAGGUUUGUGUGUAUGUGUGUGUAUAUGUAUAUGGACGCUCGGACAUGUAUCUAUAACACCGACGACACGCUCUUGUUCAGGUUCUGUGUCUGUACCGGACUACCCGUUUGAGAAGAACCGUGCCAAAUUCACCUUCCUCUACCUGCUCACUAAGCCAGAAGUGAUCUCUGCUUUGUCUAACGUUAGAGCUGAGUGUAACAGGGUGGCAGCCAUGAGCCUCUUCCAUGUCGCCUUUAGCAAGCCUCUACGCCUGGAAGAGUUUGAGCUGGCACAGUCACAGGUGCACACACAGGUGCAGCUUUUCCUGCGUGACACCUGGAUCACCAGUCUGUGUAACGGGAUCCACUCCAGCCUGCGUGACGCCGGGCCUGGCUGGUACAAUCUAAGCGAGUCAUGCUGGCAGGUGUACUGCAUGUCCAAGCUUUGUCGCUUGAUGACGCAGAUACGCUACAAACUACAGGACACCCUGCGAUUCUUGGUGGAGGACUCGCUCACCAGCCUGACUCAACUGGUCUUGGAUGCCUGCCACAGCGUGUUGCACUGUCCCCCAGAUCUCACCUGGGGUUCUGACCUCAUCCACAGUCCCUACACACCCAAGAAGAACCCAUUGUUUCUUGUGGACCUGAUCCUGGACCAGACCGGGGUCCAUUACAGCACCCCACUAGAGAAUUUUGCGACGUCCGUCAUCGAUUUAUUAGACAAAGGCAUCCUCUGCACUCAUAAUCUCCCACAGCUGGACAAGUUUGUCAUGAAGAACUUGUUUAUCAGUGGGGUUCCACUGUUGGAGUCAGUGGGUCUGUGGGAGCCAGCAGUGAAGACGCUGAAAGAGAGAGUGGGCGAUGCCCUGCGCCAGGCCUCCAUUCCUCUCCAAGCCUACGCCCGUGAAUACGAAUGCCACCUCGAGCUUCACAACUCUGACAUCAACACCUUCCUGAAGCUUUAUAGUCAGGAGAACAGCACUCUUCUAGAGGUGAAAGAGGAAGUCGUGAGGCAGCUAAAGGAGAAAGAAAUUUUGGAACAGUCCCUCCCCUCCUUCAUCAUAAUCGGGCCCUUCAUGGUGAACGUGGAGGCUGUGAAGAAGAGCCUGUCUAAGAAACGUCGCGCUUUAGCCAAUGCCGUAAUCGACCGCCUUGCUCUCAAGCUCCGCAAGCAAAUGGAAGAGGCAUGUGAAGAGUGCAAGAUGAUCAGCAGGAAGCUGUAUGAGAAGCCCAACAGCAUCGAGGAGCUGGCAGAGCAAAGGGACUGGAUGAAGCAGAUCCCAGAUCAGUUGAAGGCCCAUGAAGAGCUCUUGUCCAAAGCCAUGACUGACUAUGAGCUAAUAGACGAGUUCUUCUACAAUCUCACCAAUGAGGAUUUCAGUGGGAAAUGGACGGCGGUGGCCUGGCCUCAUAAGAUCCUCAGUCAGAUUGAAAAUGUACGCCUACAGCAUGAAGAGGACGAGGAACGCUUCCAAAAGAUCCAGAUGGUUGAUCAGAGCAAUUUCCAGGAGCGUCUGGACUCCCUAGAGAUGGUUGUCGCAGGCCUUGCCGCCUAUACAGACAUCAAUCGUGCGCAUGAAGUAGCAAACGAAGUGCGCCGGGUUGCAAAGCAGCUGAAGGAGUGUCAGGGCUUGGCGCAGGUUUACAACAACCGUGAGCGCCUCUUUGGCGUCCCCCUCACUAACUAUGACAGGUUGCAAAAGCUUAGUCGAGACUUUCAGCCAUUCCGGGACCUGUGGACAACCACGUCCGAUUGGCAACGUUGGCACGACAGCUGGCUAAAUGACCCGCUGUCCUCUAUCGACCCAGAACAGCUGGAGCGCAACGUCAGCGAUGCCUUCAAGACCAUGCACAAGUGCAUCAAGCAGUUCAAAGACAUACCGUCCUGUCAGGAUGUGGCUUCCUACGUCCGAGGCAUGAUGGAGAAGUUCCAGCCACACAUCCCCUUGAUUCAGGGCCUGAGGAACCCGGGCAUGCGCAGCCGCCACUGGACCCUGCUGUCCGAACGCCUUAACAUGAACCUGAUGCCCAAAUCCAACCUUACGCUCUCCCGCUGUUUGGAGCUCGACCUGCUUCAGCACGUGGAUGAGAUCGCACGGGUCGCAGAGGUGGCUGGGAAAGAGUACGCCAUUGAACAGGCUCUGGAUAAGAUGCAAAGCGAGUGGACAUCGGUCAUGUUUGAGGUUUUGCCGUAUAAGGAUACGGGCACCUACAUCCUGAAGAGUCCUGACGAGGCGUCCCAGCUUCUGGACGACCACAUCGUGAUGACCCAGAGCAUGUCGUUCUCCCCCUACAAAAAGGCGUUUGAGGAUAGAAUCAACACUUGGGAGAGCAAGCUGAGGAUGACUCAGGAUGUGCUGGAGGAGUGGCUGACGUGCCAGCGCUCCUGGCUCUACCUGGAGCCCAUCUUCAGCUCAGACGACAUCAACCGGCAGCUGCCCAUUGAGGGGAAGAGAUACCAGACCAUGGAGCACACCUGGAGGAAAGUCAUGAAGACCGCGCACGAUAACAGACAGAUAAUUCAGCUUUGCCCGGAUCGGCAUCUCCUGGACGAUCUGAAAGACUGUAACGAGCUGCUGGAGCAGGUGCAGAAAGGGCUGAGCGAAUAUCUGGAGACCAAACGGGGAUCCUUUCCCAGAUUCUACUUUCUGUCUGAUGACGAGCUUUUAGAGAUUCUGUCUCAGACCAAAGACCCGACAGCGGUGCAGCCCCAUCUGCGCAAAUGCUUCGAGAAUAUUGCAAGGCUCCAGUUCCAACCGGACCUCCAGAUCACACACAUGUACUCCGGAGAGGGAGAGGAGGUCCAGUUGUUCCUCCCAGUGUGGCCUACUGGGAAUGUUGAGGACUGGCUGUGUGAUGUGGAGAAGUCCAUGAAGCUGAGUCUGCGUGACAACAUUGAGCGUUCCCUCAAGGUUUAUCCAGAGGUCAGUGUAUCUCGUUAUUUCAGCAUUUUUUUGGUUUUUUGUACAUUACUAGAACCCCGUACUAAGUGGGUGCUGUCGUGGCCGGGGCAAGUGGUGAUCGCUGGAUGUCAGACUUUCUGGACCGCGGAAGUUUCGGAGUCUUUAGAGAGGGGAGACCUCGCCGAGCACUUGUAUCCUCAGCUUCAGACGCAGCUGGGAGACCUGGUGCAGCUGGUGCGAGGCCGUCUGUCUAGAAUGCAGAGAGCUGUUCUCUCGGCUCUCAUCGUGAUCGAGGUACAUGCUAAAGACGUAGCUGCCAAACUGGUGGAGGAAUCCGUGGCCAGCGUUAACGACUUUGAGUGGAUCAGCCAGCUCAGAUAUUACUGGGUGAGAGAUGACCUCUACAUCAGGGCAGUGAACGCGGAAUUCCUCUACGGCUACGAGUAUCUCGGUAACUCCGGGCGACUUGUCAUAACACCACUGACUGACAGGUGUUACCUGACACUGACUGGUGCUCUGCAUCUAAAGUUUGGAGGUGCUCCGGCGGGUCCAGCUGGCACAGGUAAGACCGAAACCACUAAAGACCUGGGCAAAGCGCUGGCCGUCCAGACCGUCGUCUUCAACUGCUCCGACCAGCUCGACUUCCUCGCUAUGGGAAAGUUUCUCAAGGGUCUGGCCAGUUCUGGAGCCUGGGCGUGCUUUGAUGAAUUCAACCGGAUUGACGUGGAGGUGCUCUCGGUGGUGGCUCAGCAGAUUACCACCAUCCAAAAGGCGCAGCAGCAGAGAGCAGAGAGGUUUGUGUUUGAAGGAACAGAGAUCCCGCUGGUUCCUUCCUGCGCCGUCUUUAUUACCAUGAACCCAGGCUAUGCCGGCCGAACCGAACUGCCCGACAACUUAAAGGCUCUGUUCCGUCCCGUCGCCAUGAUGGUCCCAGACUACGCCAUGAUCGCUGAGAUCUCUCUGUACUCGUUUGGCUUCAGUGAUGCGAAAGUCCUCUCCAAAAAGAUCACCAGCACCUUCAAGCUGUCCUCUGAGCAGCUCAGCUCCCAGGACCACUAUGACUUUGGCAUGAGAGCUGUGAAGACCGUGAUCUCUGCUGCUGGAAACCUGAAGAGAGAGAAUCCUGAAAUGAAUGAGGAGCUGAUCUGUCUGCGUGCCAUCAGAGACGUCAACGUGCCCAAGUUCCUGCAGGAUGACCUCAAACUCUUCAACGGCAUCGUGUCUGACCUCUUCCCGAAGAUCCGCGAGGAGCCCAUCGACUACGGCACGCUGGAGGAGUCGAUCCGUAACGCCUGCGAGAGCAAGCAACUGAAAGACGUGGACGGUUACAUCGCAAAGAUCAUUCAGCUGUAUGAGACCACUGUGGUGAGACAUGGCUUGAUGCUGGUUGGGCCGUCUGGUUCGGGCAAAACUAAGUGCUAUGAAGUGCUGGCGGCGGCCAUGACGGCUCUGCAGGGUCAGCCGUCGGUCAGCGGUGGAGUGUACCAGGCUGUUCAGACCUACGUCCUAAACCCAAAGUCCAUCACCAUGGGGCAGCUGUACGGAGAGUUCGACCUGCUCACACACGAGUGGACGGACGGCAUCCUGUCGUCCCUGAUCCGCACCGGAGCUGUCGCGAUGGACGAGGAGAAGAAGUGGUACGUGUUCGACGGGCCGGUGGACGCCGUUUGGAUCGAGAACAUGAACACUGUGUUAGAUGACAACAAGAAGCUGUGUUUGAGCUCAGGCGAGAUUAUCAAACUUACAGAUGUGAUGACUCUGAUGUUUGAGGUGCAGGAUCUGGCCGUGGCGUCCCCUGCCACAGUGUCCCGCUGCGGGAUGGUGUAUUUAGAACCCAGUAUCCUGGGACUCUCUCCAUUCACUGAAUGCUGGUUACGUACCAUCCCUAUACCUCUACAGCCACAUGCCCAGCAGCUCAACUCUCUCUUCGCACGAUUCCUGCAGGAUUCUAUAAUGUUUGUGAGGAAGUCAGUGACUGAAGUGAUUACCUCGAUGGACAGCAACCUGACCUGCUCUUUACUCAGACUUCUGGACUGCUUCUUCCAGCCGUUCAUCCCACGAGAGGGAGAGGGACCUCCUCCUCAGGAUAAGCUGGACCGUGUGUGUGAGCUGAUUGAGCCAUGGUUUAUUUUUUCUCUGGUAUGGAGCGUGGGGGCCACCGGAGACGCUGCAAGCCGCCAACGCUUCAGUGCCUGGCUAAGAGACAAGAUGAAGCAGGAAAAAAUUCAGCUGUGUUUCCCAGAAGAGGGACUGGUGUACGAUUAUGGCCUGGACGACGCGGGCGUCAGUCAUCUACAUGAAGAUGAGGAGGAUGCUAAAAGGAGGGAGGUGCAAUGGGUCAGCUGGAUGAAGUACGCCAGCAACGUCGUCAUCACCCCAGAAACCAGCUACGCAGACAUCAUCGUGCCCACCGCUGACGCCGUGCGCAUGUCCUUCUUGUUAGACAUGCUCCUGUCCAAUAAGAAGCCAGUGCUGUGUAUCGGCCCAACAGGCACGGGCAAGACCCUGACCGUGUCCGAUAAGCUGCUGAAGAACAUGCCGCCCGAAUACGUCACCCACUUCCUCGUGUUCUCCGCCCGCACCUCAGCCAACCAGACGCAGGACUACGUCGACAGCAAGCUGGACAAGAGGCGGAAGGGUGUUUUUGGUCCUCCGCUGGGAAAGAAUUUCAUCUUCUUUAUUGACGACCUUAACAUGCCCAUGCUGGAGACGUACGGUGCCCAGCCGCCCAUCGAGCUCCUGCGCCAGUGGAUGGACCAUGGAGGCUGGUAUGACCGGAAGCAGAUAGGAACAUUUAAGCAGUUGGUAGACAUCAAUUUUGCAUGUGCCAUGGGUCCUCCUGGUGGAGGCAGAAACCCAAUCACCCAACGCUUCACGCGCCACUUCAACUGCCUCUCUUUCACUGAGAUGGAGGACUCCAGCAAGAGAAAAAUCUUCUCCACUAUCCUGGGCAGCUGGAUGGAAAAGGUUCCCGAGCUGAUUCCACUGAAUGAGAGUCUAGUGGAUGCCACUAUUAAGGUGUACUCCAGCAUCACCUCUGGCCUCCUGCCCACUCCAGCCAAAUCACACUACACUUUCAACCUGCGUGACCUGUCCAAGGUCUUCCAGGGUGUGCUCAUGGCUGAAGCUGCAAAGAUACAGGACAAGGUCCAGCUCCUGCGGCUGUGGUACCACGAGAGCUGCCGUGUGUUCCAGGACAGACUGGUGAGUCCGGAGGACAGGGACUGGUUCGAUAAGCUACUCCAGGAGCGCAUCGAGGAGUUCGGCUGCAGCUUUCAGGAGGUGGUGCCUUGCCAGCCGGUCCUCUUUGGAGACUUUAUGAUCCACGGUACUGAUAACAAAGUGUACCAGCUCAUUGAGGACAAGGAGAAGCUGGCCCGGGUAAUGGAGGAGUACAUGGACGACUACAACCAGAUCAGCACCACUAAGAUGAAGCUAGUUCUGUUUAUGGACGCCAUCCAGCAUGUGUGCCGUAUCGCCCGCAUUCUGCGCCAGCCGCUGGGAAACGCCCUUCUGCUCGGAUUGGGCGGCAGCGGGCGCCAGUCCCUCACCAAACUCGCCUCGCACAUAUCUGACUACGAGUGCUUCCAGAUCGAGCUGUCAAAGAACUACGGCGUGCCGGAGUGGAGGGAGGAUAUUAAGAACAUCAUGAUGAAGGCCGGUCUCAAGAACGUUCAGAUCACCUUCCUCUUUGUCGACACCCAGAUUAAGAGCGAGUCGUUCCUGGAGGACAUUAACAACAUCCUGAACUCGGGCGACGUGCCGAACCUGUACAGCGGAGACGAGCAGGAGAGGAUCGUGACCGCCAUGAAACCCGUGGUGCAGGAUCUCGGCGUGCAGCCCACAAAGGCCAACCUCAUGGCCGCCUACGUCCGGAGGGUCCGCAGUAACAUCCACACCGUGCUGUGCAUGAGUCCGAUAGGUGAAGUGUUCCGAGCCAGAAUCAGGCAGUUCCCCUCUCUGGUCACGUGCUGCACUAUUGACUGGUUUAGCGCAUGGCCACAGGAGGCCUUACAGUCUGUAGCAACGUCCUUCCUCAAUGAGCUACCAGAACUGGAGGCCAGUCCUGCUGCCCUGAGAGGCAUGACGGCGAUGUGUGUUGAGAUCCACCAGAUGGUGGCUCGCAAGUGCGAACACUACCGUGCUGAACUCUCACGCCAUAACUACGUCACACCCAAGAGCUACCUGGAGCUGCUCAGUAUUUUCUCAGCACUGAUUGGCCGGAAGAAGCAGGAGCUGCAUGGGGCUCGUCAGCGCAUGAAGGCGGGUUUGGACAAGCUCUUGAGCACAGCCGAGGACGUGAGUAAGAUGCAGGAGGAGUUGGAAACAAUGAGGCCUCUCCUGGAAGAAGCAGCCAGAGACACCAUUGUCACCAUGGAGAAAAUCAAGCAAGAUACAUUGGUUGCAGAGGAGACCCGUGUGGCGGUGCAGGCCGAGGAGGCCAAGGCGUCUGAGAAGGCCAGUAUAGCUAGUGCAUAUGCUGCAGAUGCCCAGAAAAACCUCGAUAAAGCUCUGCCUGCACUGGAUGACGCGUUAGCCAGCCUCAAAUCUCUCAACAAGAACGAUGUCACCGAGGUGAGGGCGAUGCAGAGGCCUCCUCAGGGAGUGAAGCUGGUCAUCGAGGCAGUCUGCAUUCUGAAGGGAAUCAAACCAAAACGGGUACCUGGAGAAAAGCCAGGGAGCAAGGUGGAUGAUUACUGGGAGCCUGGAAAAGGACUUCUGCAGGAUCCAGGAAAAUUCGUAGAUGGCCUACUGAAGUUUGACAAGGACAAUAUCCCGGAUUCUGUGAUCAAAAUGCUGCAGCCUUACAUAGACAACGAGGAGUUCCAGCCGGCUUCCAUAGCUAAAGUGUCCAGGGCGUGCACGUCCAUCUGCCUGUGGGUGCGCGCUAUGCAUGGGUACCAUUUUGUGGCCAAAACCGUAGAGCCCAUACGGCAAGCCCUUGCUGUGGCCCAGGAGGACCUGGCAAUAACUCAGAGUAUUCUGAAGGAGGCCAAAGAAAAGCUCGAGGCGGUGGAGGAGGGCAUCGCGGCGCUGCAGGCUAAAUAUCAAGAGUGUUUAGCCAAACGUGACGAGCUUGACAGCAAGUGCCAGCUGUGUGAAAGCAGACUGAUUCGUGCAGACAAGCUGAUUGGUGGGCUUGCUGAUGAAAAGGUGCGCUGGAGCGAAACAGUACAACAUUUGGAUUAUCUGGUGGAUAAUGUAGCUGGCGAUGUGCUGCUGGCUGCAGGAUACGUAGCCUACCUCGGACCUUUCACUGGUGAGUAUCGGGUGUCGAUGUUUGAGGAAUGGCUGCGUGGUUUUAAGGAACAGCAGGUCCCUCACACAUCCGAGCCCAGCCUCAUCAACACACUCGGAGACAAAGUCAAAAUUCAUUCCUGGCAGAUUGGCGGUUUGCCAAAAGACAACCUCUCUGUGGAGAAUGGAGUGAUCAGUCAGUACUCUCAACGCUGGUCUCUGUUCAUCGACCCUCAGGGCCAGGCCAACAAGUGGAUAAAGACCAUGGAACGUGAUAAUGGACUGGAUGUGAUGAAGCUGAGUGACAGGGACUUCCUGCGCAGUUUGGAAAACGCCGUUCGGUUCGGGAAGCCCUGUCUACUGGAGAAUGUGGGAGAGGAGCUGGACCCGGCACUCGACCCUGUUCUGCUGCGACAGACAUUUAAGCAGCAGGGCAGUACAGUACUGAAGUUAGGUGACACUGUUAUUCCCUACCACAACGACUUCAAGAUGUACAUCACCACUAAGCUGCCCAAUCCACACUACUCUCCUGAGAUCUCCACCAAAGUCACCCUCAUCAACUUUACCCUCUCCCCGAGCGGCUUGCAGGACCAGUUGCUGGGCCGGGUGGUGGCUGAGGAGAGGCCUGACCUGGAGGAGGCCAAGAACCAGCUGAUUGUGAGCAACGCACGCAUGAAGCAGGAGCUGAAGGAGAUCGAGGACCAGAUCCUGCUCAGGCUCAGCUCAUCAGAGGGUAACCCCGUCGACGAUGAGGAGCUCAUACGAGUGCUUGGAGCCUCCAAGAUCAAAGCUGGAGAGAUACAGGCCAAAGUGAUGGUGGCGGAGAAGACCGAGCGAGACAUCGACGCCACACGUCUGGAGUACGUCCCUGUGGCAGUGCGCACCCAGAUCCUCUUCUUCUGCGUGUCCGACCUGUCCAACGUGGACCCCAUGUAUCAGUACUCUCUAGAGUGGUUCCUGGGCAUCUUUAUGGCGGGCAUUGCUAACUCGGAACGUGCAGACACACUGGAGCAGCGCAUCAUCAACAUUAACGAGCACUUCACCUUUAGCCUCUACAGCAACGUGUGCCGCAGCCUGUUCGAGAAGCACAAGCUCAUGUUCGCCUUCCUGCUGUGCGCUCGCAUCAUGAUGAACAAAAAUAAGAUCGUUAUGGCUGAAUGGCAGUACAUGUUGUCAGGAGGCACAAGCCUGCAGCAGCUGCCGAACCCGUCGCCCGCCUGGUUAUCAGAACGGGCGUGGCGGGACGUCAUGGCCCUCAGUGCUCUGCCCAACUUUACAGGCCUGGCACACACCUUCUCCAGAUAUGAGUCAGAAUACAGGAGGAUCUUUGACAGCAGCCAGCCACACCGGUAUCCUCUCACACUUACACAUACACAAACACAUACUGAACACAAUGGCCAAAAGUAUGUGGACGCCUGCUCAUCACACCCAUACAGUAUGUGGCCUCCCCUACAUCUGAGCGAGUUUCUGUGUAAAUAUAGCAAGCUGGACAGCUUUCAGCGACUGUUAGUGCUGCGUUGUCUGCGUGUCGAUUGCCUGACACACGGCCUGCAGGACUUCGUGUCAGCGCAGCUGGGUCAGCGCUUCAUCGAGCCUCAGACGUCUGACCUGUCUGUGGUCUUCAAGGAGUCGUCGCCCUCCACUCCGCUUAUCUUUGUUCUAUCACCCGGCACCGACCCCGCAGCUGACCUCUACAAAUUUGCCGAUGUCAUGAAGUUCUCCAAGAAAAUGAGCGCCAUCUCGCUAGGCCAGGGCCAGGGUCCCUGGGCUGAAGCGAUGAUGCACAGUGCGAUGGACAAGGGGCAGUGGGUAUUUUUCCAGAAUUGCCACCUGGCACCGAGCUGGAUGCCCACUCUGGAGCGACUCAUUGAGAACAUCGACCCUGACAAGUCUGCAGAGUUCCGUUCUCUGUUGUUGUCUCUCUGUCUGUUCCACGGAAACGCUAUCGAGCGCAGGAAAUUUGGUCCACUGGGUUUCAACAUUCCGUAUGAGUUCACAGACGGAGACCUGCGCAUCUGCAUCAGCCAACUCAAAAUGUUCCUUGAUGAAUACCAGGACGUUCCUUACAAGGUUCUGAAGUACACAGCCGGCGAGAUAAACUACGGUGGCCGUGUGACAGACGACUGGGAUCGCCGCUGCAUUAUGAACGUGUUGGAGGACUUCUACUGUCCCUCUGUGCUGAACCCUGAUCACGUCUACUCACCUUCAGGAGAGUACCGCCAGAUCAGCACAGACCUGGACAUCAAGGGCUAUCUUUCGUACAUCCGCGGCCUGCCUAUUAACGACACGCCAGAGAUCUUCGGCCUGCACGACAACGCAAACAUCAGCUUUGCCCAGAACGAGACGUUCGCCCUGUUGGGUGCUGUACUCCGACUGCAGCCCAGAGCUGCCUCCAGUGGGGGCAAAGCCAGAGAGGAGAUAGUCGAGGAGAUCGUGACAGGGAUUGUGGAGAAGAUUCCCAACCCCGUCGACAUUCAGGAAGUCGUUACCAAGUACCCAGUGAUGUAUGAGGAGUCUAUGAACACUGUACUGAUACAGGAAGUUAUAAGAUAUAAUAAGUUGCUAGCAGUGAUCACGCAGAGUCUCGGUGAUCUAGUGAAGGCUCUGAAAGGUUUGGUGGUGAUGUCAUCCGAGCUCGAGCUCAUGGCCAACAGUCUGUUCAUCAACGCCGUUCCAGAAAUGUGGAAGGCCAAGGCGUACCCGUCUCUAAAGCCGCUGGCCUCCUGGGUAUCCGACCUGCUGCAGCGCAUCGGUUUCUUGAAGCGCUGGAUCUCCGGCGGGAUUCCGGCUGUGUUCUGGAUCAGCGGCUUCUUCUUCCCACAAGCCUUCCUGACGGGAACGCUGCAGAACUACGCCCGCCGCUCUGUCCUCUCCAUCGACACCAUCAGCUUCGGCUUUAAGGUGAUGACGGAGCCGACGGCGGAGUUGACCGAGCGGCCCGAGACGGGGUGUUUCAUCCACGGUUUGUUCCUGGAGGGGGCGCGCUGGGACACGCACGCUGGCAUGCUGACCGAGUCUCGGCCCAAAGAGCUCUACACCGAGAUGGCCGUCAUCUGGAUGGUGCCCACGCCCAACCGCAAACCGCCACAGUCCGGCGUCUACGUCUGCCCCAUAUACAAAACGCUCACUCGUGCCGGAACUCUGUCCACCACCGGUCACUCCACUAACUACGUAAUGGCAGUAGAGCUUCCCACAGACCAAAGCCAGAAGCACUGGAUAAAGCAGGGAGUGGCACUCAUAUGUGCACUGGAUUACUGAAAACACACACACACACACACACACACACACACUACUCUCCCUCUUACCUUCUCCCUUUUUUCUCGUUUUUCUUUCAAAGACACAAUGUUUAAAGAACUGAAGAGGAACUCUCUCGUCAGGAAGUGCACUCAGAACUAUUUCCUAUUUAAACUUCUAGAUGAUUCGACUUGUCAGACGAAUCAUUUGUGUUCGGCAGCACAUUUCCUACAUCCUUUAAAAAUCUCAAGCUUCGUUCGCAGUGCCCCGUCGGUGAACUUUGUGGGUCUUUCUAAAACAUACUUCAUUCUCAUUCAGAAAUAUUUCAAAUAAAAUAAAUGUACCCUUCAAGCGCUUAUUUUUUUCUCAUGGUAACAAAUGCAUUAUAACAAAAGAUUCUGUAGUUCAACACCGGAACUUCCACAUCUAUUCUUAUAUUCAUAAUAUUGGCUGAUAUUCAUGAACGUCAUACGUAUGCUCUAUACUGGUAUACUAGUUCAUUUCAUUUUAAAGAGAACAUUGUUCGUUUCCUGUUGGGCGUAUGUCACUGCGACGCAAACGAUGCAUUUUUAUGACGCGCAAAACCCACUGUACUUGUAUACAUAGUUGUAUACUAGUACAUCUGAAUAUAUGUACAGUAGCAGACUUGCACACAAAAGCCUGCAUACUUUUUUUUAAGAUAUUUUUUGUUGUCUGUUUUGUACUGUCGUAAAAAUAAAUCGGUUGUACGCGUGUUCAGAACGGCGGCACGGUGCAUAGCGUCGCCGUGUCACCGCUCCAGGGUUCCC
Molecule: messenger RNA, 13570 nt
Organism: Ictalurus furcatus (blue catfish)
Lineage: Eukaryota; Metazoa; Chordata; Actinopteri; Siluriformes; Ictaluridae
Gene: dnah1
Product: dynein, axonemal, heavy chain 1
Exons: 74
Coding region: 495-12806 (4103 amino acids)
Biological process (GO): microtubule-based movement
Cellular component (GO): dynein complex
Molecular function (GO): minus-end-directed microtubule motor activity; ATP binding; dynein light intermediate chain binding
Source: RefSeq, a predicted model, not a curated record